AUGUCUGUCGAGAACGGUGAAACACCUAAGCUCUACACUUUGGCAGAGGGACUGCCUCAGGCUAGCGAGUCUACGAUCGAGACACUCCAGACGGGUAGUGGCGGUGGAUACGUGCUCCUGACAAGCACACAGCUCACUGAGAAUCUUGCUCAUUUCUCUCGCGAGCGCAUUCCUGAGCGCAGUGUACAUGCCAAGGCAGCCGGAGCAAGAGGCCAUUUCGAAGUUACCGACGACGUCAGUGAUCUCACGGAUGCCGACUUUCUGACAGGAGUUGGGAAGAAGACGGAGGUUCUUGCCCGUAUAUCGACAGUUGGUCCUGCACGAGGCUCUGCGGAUACUGUGAGAGACUUCCGAGGCUGUGCCAUCAAGUUCAAGACCAGUGAAGGUAACAAUGACUGGGUCUUCAACAACCAGCCUGUGUUCUUCGUACGGGAUCCUGUCAAAUUCUCAUCGAUGAAUCGGAGCCACAAACCUGACCCCAUGACCAACACCAUGAACUCCGACAUGUUCUGGGAUUUCCAUACCAACAAUCAGGAAGGGAUUCACGCGUUGAUGUUUCUGUUUGGAGACCGAGGCAUACCAUCCUCGGUUCGCCAUCUUAACAUGUACUCUGGCAACACGUACACCUUCACGAAGGCUGAUGGAUCUUAUCGAUUUGUCCGUAUUCACAUCCUGACCAACCAAGGCAUCAAGUAUCUUACCAACCCAGAAGCUGCCAAGCUUGCUGGUACGAACCCCGAUUAUCACCUCGAGGAUCUGUUCCAGGCGAUUCGAAAGGGCGAGUUUCCCUCGUGGAAUGUUUGUGUACAAGUGAUCAACCCCGAAGACAUCGGGAGCGCACCGAUGAGCGUCUUUGACAUGACCAAGAUCUGGCCACACAGACAAUAUCCCCUGCGGAAGAUUGGAGUCAUGACUUUGGACACCAACCCUAAGAACUGGUUUGCCGAAAUCGAGCAAGCAGCGUUCAGCCCGAGCAGCAUGGUCAGAGGCAUAGCGCCGAGCCCGGACAUAAUGCUCCAGGCCCGGAUGUUCGCGUAUCCCGAUGCUUCGAGGUAUCGUAUUGGGGUCAACUACCAGUUCCUCCCGACCAAUGCAGCUGUGAGUGAGGUUCACUGUCCGAUCGAACGCGACGGCUUCAUGAACUUUACCGCCAACUACGGGGACGACCCCAACUAUAUCGGGAGCGCCAUCAAACCGCUCAAGUUCAAGUCUGGCAAGGAUGCCGUGAAGUUGGCGGAGGUCAAAGGCUCCCGGACUCUUGACCAAACGGACAACGGCGCACCGAUAUCCUAUACAUCAGAGGUUACAGACAAGGACUUCGAGCAGGCAACUGCUCUGUGGAAUCUGUUGGCCAAACAGGAUGGUGCUCAGCAAAGGUUCGUGAACAAUGUUGCAGCACACAUUGCUGGCGUUCAGCGGAAAUGGCUCAGAGACGCGGCUUUCGCAAUGUUCAGGCGAGUGGACAAAGACCUGGGCGAUAGGAUUGAGAAGACGACAGAGGGCAAGAUCAGUAACCAGCACGAGCAUCCGCACAAGACGGCCUGGCAUUGA
Molecule: messenger RNA, 1551 nt
Organism: Cyphellophora europaea CBS 101466
Lineage: Eukaryota; Fungi; Ascomycota; Eurotiomycetes; Chaetothyriales; Cyphellophoraceae
Exons: 3
Coding region: 1-1551 (516 amino acids)
Biological process (GO): response to hydrogen peroxide; hydrogen peroxide catabolic process
Cellular component (GO): peroxisome; cytoplasm; mitochondrion
Molecular function (GO): heme binding; catalase activity
Source: RefSeq, a predicted model, not a curated record